This is a messenger RNA of Ostrinia nubilalis (European corn borer), 629 nucleotides long. RefSeq lists its product as uncharacterized. Bases 86 to 544 code for a protein of 152 amino acids. The record is from RefSeq and is a predicted model, not a curated record. The transcript is spliced from 2 exons. Lineage: Eukaryota; Metazoa; Arthropoda; Insecta; Lepidoptera; Crambidae.
CGUAGUUAAAUUUUCAGUAUUGAAAGGUCGUUUCAUAUCGGCUGAUAUUUUUCAUACGCAACGCUAAAAUUUAGACUUACACAAAAUGGACAUGAGCCAGUUCAUCAUUCUGCUGUCAUCAAUCUUCAUCCCGAUCAACGCCGUUCGUCUCCACAAACUAUUCCAAUACCUAGACGGCUUCAAAUCCAACCACAAACUCCGAGGGUUCCUUCACGUUGGCAACGACUACGCAGUCUUCCUAAAACUGCCAAACCCUCACGACAAAUACCUAAUAUACGAACUGUACGAAGCAAAAAACAUUCCAGACCGAGGCAAGUACAGUCCACGACUAUUAGCAAUUUCAAAAGUACCAGUAAACUACAUAAAAGAGCAGCUGAAGAUAUUCCGAAGCGAACUUUAUAAAGCAAAAUAUGUCGACACUAAUGUGGUACCUGGAACGCAAGUGAAAACUCUGAGGGAAUGGCAAAUAGAAAAAGCUCUGAAUUUCGCCAGCGAAGGCAGAGCUUUUGAAAAUAAAGCGCCUAUUCUUAGAACCGUGCUGUAAUCAACAAACGUAUCAAGUUUCAAAAGAGUUCCAACUAAAAUAACACUUAUUAGUGCUUCAUCAUUAGUCUCUUCGAAUUCAGUAA